Molecule: messenger RNA, 1083 nt
Organism: Xylona heveae TC161
Lineage: Eukaryota; Fungi; Ascomycota; Xylonomycetes; Xylonales; Xylonaceae
Exons: 2
Coding region: 157-1083 (308 amino acids)
Molecular function (GO): protein binding
Source: RefSeq, a predicted model, not a curated record
AGUAGCAGUCUAGUAAUAAUCCACCGCGGCCUUAUAUCAGAAGCCAACCUUGCAGCUCUUCGAAGACAGUCUAAACCUCUGUCGCAAAUCGUUUAAACACGGGCAAUCGUAUCCUAUUUAUCUAGAGCAGUGCUACAAAACCCCGCCAACGCCAGCAUGUCUGAGCUCAGCUUCGCCAAGCAGUUCCUUGCUGCACUGGACACACGGCCAAUCAAGCUACCAUCCGACUAUGCCGAGGAUCCAAGGAAACUGCCUGCCCAGCGUCCUUACAUUCUCCCGAAAUCCUCCGUCCCCAUGACCAAACGUCCUCGUCUGUCCACUGCGACAUCCUCUACCCUCACGUCCGGUGCGAAGCUCUCUGAGCAACUGAUCACCGUCCAGCUCAAAUCUCUCCGUAACCCGCCUUAUGAGAGCACACUCCCUUCUCAGACCCCCAGCACGAGCAUUCACGCUCUGAAAUCUCAUAUAUCAAAAGAGCUCGGUGCACCUUUGGACAAGAUCAAAUUACUUUACCAGAAGAAACCUGCAUCGGAUACAAAGACUUUGAAAGACCUUCUCAGCGGUUCUGGGUCCGGCACAUCGACUCCGUCGGCGGACAACGCAGCAAUGGACGUUGAUCGGCUUGAGCUGAGUGUUAUGAUCAUUGGUGGCGCAGCAAGCAUCAACCAGCAGCCUGAUUCAACACCUGCAGGUGUGGCAACUAGUCCAGGCGUAGCGGCGCCGCAACCUACCCUUCCAGAGUCAGUCAAGCGGGAGACCCCGGCUCAUGUUCAGGCGGCGGCGGAGAGUCUAGCAAAGGCUGCUGAAGCGGAUGAGGCGGAGACUGGAGAACUGGCAGCUGCUGGUAUCAGUGGCGAGGCAAUGACUAUUGGUACUACAGGAGAGGCAACCCGUGAUGAGACGAUAGGGGCAACAGGACAGGGCCCAGUGGCCCAAGGGUUGAGCGGACCAGAUGUGCUUCGAACACCUGCGUUCUGGGAUGAUUUGAAGGGAUACUUGACUCAGCGGAUACGGGAUGAAGCAAGCAGCGAGCGAGUAUUCGGGCUAUUCAAGUCUGCGGUGGAAAAGGAAGGGUUGAAUUAA